UCAGCCUCCCCUGCUGCCUCCUCCCGCCGCCCAGCGGGGGGCUUGGGUCUUCUCUCCAUCCCACCCCGACCCCCCGGAGCUCCCUUACAACCUGCCCCGGCCGAAUCUUGGGGCUGUCAGGAAGAGGAGAUGGGAUCCUUGCUGGGGGGAUUGCUUCUGUGGUUUGGUUUUGCAUCAGCUUCCAGUAACAACUGUGAUACCAUAAAAGUGGUGAAACGUUUUCGGUUUUGUCUCCAGCAGGUGUGAGGGGCUCACAGUAGCUGCAACACUGACAACUAGCUUAUCCCACAAGCCCUCCAACAGGUGCCAGACUGUGGUCGGGGCUUCCGUGCCCCACGAGGUCCAGCCCAGCAGGGACACGAGGACCAGGGCCCGGCCCUUGGUAAUCACACGCAGAAGCAAACAACCACGGGAAGACACAAGUUGAAGGGUCCCCCGGGUGUGUUGUAGGAAACAAGCACCACACGCUGAGUUUACAACCGAGAUGUCGCUGCUGUCCAGUCCGGAGGCGAGAGGUCCGAAAUCAAGGUGUCAUUGGAGAUCCCACUCCCAGAUGAGGUCCCACCCACGGGCGCUGGAGGUGAGGAUGUCGGCACCUUCCAGGGGGCGCAGGGGAGGGGCUGCGGAGGAGCAGAGGGAGAGAGAACCCCAAGCAGACCCCCUACUGAGUGCAGAGAGCCCAGGCGGGGCUCGAUCCCAUGACCCUGAUCACGACCCGAGCCGGAAUCAAGAGUCAGAGACGUGUGUGGUGGCCCCGCACCACAGGACGAACUGUGGCGCCCCAGGAAUCACGCCCAGCCAGUGCAAAGCCAGAGGCUGCUGCUUCGACAACACUAUUAGCGGCGUUCCCUGGUGCUUCCAACCCGUGGCUGUGGACAACUCUCCUGACGAGGAGUGCUCCUUCUAGACGCGCUUCGGGGGAGCGGCGCCAGGAGCUGGAAUGGCCUCGCCCAGCAGCCCGGAGCCCAGCCACGUCACCGGCCGGCACUCGGGGCCCUCCGCGUCCGCGCCUUGGCGGGCUUCGUGGGCAGACAGCACACACCCCUGGACUCAAAAUUGGCUUAACGAUUAAAAGAGAAGAA
This is a messenger RNA of Mustela erminea (ermine), 1082 nucleotides long. It is a transcript of the gene TFF1, whose product is annotated as trefoil factor 1. Gene Ontology annotation, biological process: maintenance of gastrointestinal epithelium. The transcript is spliced from 7 exons. The record is from RefSeq and is a predicted model, not a curated record. Bases 485 to 907 code for a protein of 140 amino acids. Lineage: Eukaryota; Metazoa; Chordata; Mammalia; Carnivora; Mustelidae.